CGAGCGCGGCCGUCGUCGCGUCGUCGCCAUGAUGAACGAUCUCCUCGCCGAGGUCAAGAAGGACGAGCCUUCCGGUACCGAGGGAGGCGGCGCCGCCGCCGGUGCCGCGCAGAAGAAGGACACCAAGGCGUCGAAGAAGAAGGACGGCGCGGGCAAAGGGGCGGCCCCCGCGUCCGCGUCGGACGUCGAGAACCCGCCCCCACCAGCUUCGGGCGCGGGCGACGACGUCUCCAUGGACGCCUUCUUCGCGGACGUCACGACCGUGAAGGGCAUCCUGGAGCAAAUACGCCGCGCGCUAGUGAAGCUGAACGCGAAGCACGAGGAGAGCAAGAGCGUCACGCGGAGCGAGCGCAUGAAGCAGAUGCGCGACGACAUGAGCGCCAUAAUCGAGCAGACGUCGCGCGAGGCGCGCGAGUGCAAGCUGCGCCUGGAAAAUCUGGACGCGACAAGCGCGGAGGCGUCGAAGCUCCCGGGGAAAGGCCCCGGUUCGAGCCAAGAGCGCACGCGGACCGCGAUCGCGUCGUCGCUGAAGAUGAAGCUCAAGACGCAGAUGGCGGAGUUCCAGGACUUGCGGUCGCGACUGCAGACGGAGUACAAAGAGGUCGUGGAGCGGCGGUACUUUGCCGUGACGGGGGAGGCGGCGGACGAGGAGACGUUGGACCACCUCAUCGAGACCGGGGAGAGCGAGAGCAUGUUCCAGAAGGCGAUCAUGGAGCAAGGGAGGGGGCAGAUUUUGGAGACGGUGGCGGAGAUACAGGAGCGGCAUCACGCGGUGAAGCAGUUGGAGCGGAAGCUCAUGGAGCUGCAUCAGAUUUUUCUGGACAUGUCGGUGUUGGUCGAGGCGCAGGGGGAGAUGCUGGAUAACAUCGAGAACCAGGUUGGGAAGUCGGUGGAGUACGUGCACAAGGGGCACGCGAGCUUGGUGCAGGCGAGGAAGUACCAGAAGAGCAGUCGGUGGUGGAUGUGCUGCUCGCUGAUCAUCGUCACGAUCAUCGCCAUGGCGGUGAUUUUGCCCGUCGUGAAGCCGUGGAGCGCGUGAGCGUUUUGAACGGCGGAGCGAACGAGAUCUUAUAGACGUGAUGACGCGUGACGAGAGAGUGGCUUUUGGCGCUCUCGCGGCGGCGGGCGGGUGGGCGCGCGCGGGCGCGGGAGGACGCAGCCCUGCUCGUCGCGCCGCGUGCAUCUCUGUUCUUCUCUACGUGUUCUAAGCUGUAUUUG
Molecule: messenger RNA, 1218 nt
Organism: Micromonas pusilla CCMP1545
Lineage: Eukaryota; Viridiplantae; Chlorophyta; Mamiellophyceae; Mamiellales; Mamiellaceae
Exons: 3
Coding region: 29-1039 (336 amino acids)
Biological process (GO): exocytosis; vesicle fusion; intracellular protein transport
Cellular component (GO): endomembrane system; plasma membrane; SNARE complex
Molecular function (GO): SNAP receptor activity; SNARE binding
Source: RefSeq, a predicted model, not a curated record